AUGGCUUCACCAUUCGUUGCAGUGGCCGGUGCCACAGGCGGACUGGGCCAGCUUGUUGCAAUGCAGCUGGUCAAGCGAGGCGUAGCCGUCAAGGCCCUUGUGCGCCCUAACACAGACCCGUCUCGAACAGAGAAGCUUCGGAGCGCGGGCGUCACUAUCACUCCAGUUAACCUUUCGGAGGUAUCAAGCCUCACUCCUGAGUUAAACGGAGCGAUUUCUGUCGUUUCCACGCUCCAAGGCCUGAAAGAAGUCAUUCACACUGCCCAAGGAAAUCUCCUCGAGGCUUCCGUGGCUGCCAAAAUCCCGAGAUUUAUCCCUUCAGACUUCUCUCUAGACUUCACCAAGACUCAACCAGGAUCCAACCGAAACCUGGAUCUACGCCGCGAGUUCCACGCACAGCUCAGAAAGUCAGGCAUUGCAUGGACGAGCAUCCUCAAUGGCGGCUUUAUGGAUCUGUUGGGGGGCGACUCGCCGAUGAUCAAUCGCAAGAGCCACAAGGUCCCGUACAUUGGUCAGCCGACGCAGCUCCUUGACUUUACGACCAUGGUGGACACAGCUGCAUAUACGGCUGCAGUGGCUGUUGACCCAAACCCUACUCCCAAUUUCCUCCGCAUUGCUGGAGACACCGUCAGUGCGCAGGAGAUUGCAGACGCACAGACGAAAGUGGACGGUGCCCGAUAUAAGCCUUCGUGGAUGGGCCCUGUGGGCGCCAUGGAGUUGAUGAUCCGAGGCUUACGCCUUUUUGGGGGCGAGGAUCAGAUCUUCCCCGUCUGGCAGCAAAUGCAAUACAUGACGAAUAUGUUCUCAGGAGACGGGAAGCUUGAGCCAUUGGAUAAUGAUCGAUAUCCUGAGUUGAGCUGGACCAAGUUAGAGGAUUUUCUCCGACAGCAACAAAAGUGA
Messenger RNA from Penicillium maclennaniae, 900 nucleotides. RefSeq lists its product as uncharacterized. Lineage: Eukaryota; Fungi; Ascomycota; Eurotiomycetes; Eurotiales; Aspergillaceae. The coding region runs from base 1 to 900 and encodes 299 amino acids. The transcript has a single exon. The record is from RefSeq and is a predicted model, not a curated record.